Molecule: messenger RNA, 1920 nt
Organism: Physeter macrocephalus (sperm whale)
Lineage: Eukaryota; Metazoa; Chordata; Mammalia; Artiodactyla; Physeteridae
Gene: HOXC12
Product: homeobox C12
Exons: 2
Coding region: 842-1690 (282 amino acids)
Biological process (GO): regulation of DNA-templated transcription
Molecular function (GO): DNA-binding transcription factor activity, RNA polymerase II-specific; sequence-specific double-stranded DNA binding
Source: RefSeq, a predicted model, not a curated record
GAGUAGUUCAGCCCCCAGAUUUUCAGGAGCAGGCAGGCAAGUCCUCAUGGAGCUGGGCGCUUCCUUUUUCUACUGCUUCUGCCUCUCUUCUGCAUCCCUCCUCGGACGGUGAGUGAAGGUGUGUGGCUGGGUGGCUCCCAGCUGGAGAAUGGGAAAGACCCAGCAAUAGUAAUCCUCCCUGAGCCCUUCCUGGAGGAGAGGACCCCAGGUGUCUCCCUAAAUUCCUGGGGAGAAAGAGCUGAGGAAAAGGAGCGCAGCAGCGGCAGGGAAACCUGUCUUUACCCCCACUUCGCCUCUACUGUAAAUAAACCCCGAGCCAAAGGGCUCAUCCGUCUCCUUAAACAGCCAGUAAACUUUAUAUGACACAAUAUCUAAUAGUAAUUUAUUGGGGAGAUAUUGUAAAUUCCAACGGUUUUAGUUAAUAAAGGAGCUAAUUAAAGAGGAACGGGCUGUGUUCGGCCAGCUGUUGGUGAGAAGAUAAUACAUGGGGGGGGGGUAGUGUAGGGUGCAGAAGCGUGUAUGUGCGGGUAUUUUUGGUGUGGCUUUUUUCCUCUUGCCCCGUGUCGGGCGAUUGCCUCGAUCUCUGCGUUAGGUUUUAUAUGAUUUUUUAAAAACCAGAAGCCAGCGAAUAAAUCUGCCCCCGUGGUUCGUUCCCUCCCCCCCCCAUUGGGGAAGGGGGAAGUUGGAGUUGGUGCGGGGUGGGGGGAUUCUCUGUCCCCACCCAUCCCCCUGGCGGCGGCGCCCACGUGAGCUGGACGGCCAAUGGGUGGCCGGUGCAGGUUUAACUAUGUUUAAUGUCAGAUAGCAAUAAAGUAGAAGCUGCCGGUCGGGCCCCGCGGAAAUGGGCGAGCAUAAUCUCCUGAAUCCCGGGUUUGUGGGGCCGCUGGUGAACAUCCACACGGGAGACACCUUCUACUUCCCCAACUUCCGCGCGUCCGGGGCGCAGCUGCCCGGGCUGCCUUCGCUGUCCUACCCGCGCCGCGACAACGUGUGCUCGCUGCCCUGGCCGUCGGCGGAACCGUGCAAUGGCUACCCGCAGCCCUAUCUCGGCAGCCCGGUGUCGCUCAACCCGCCCUUCGGCCGCACGUGCGAGCUGGCGCGCGUGGAGGACAGCAAGGGUUAUUACCGCGAGCCGUGCGCCGAGGGCGGCGGCGGGGGCCUGAAGCGUGAGGAGCGCGGGCGCGACCCCGGCCCAGGAGUCGGGCCCGGGGCAGCGCUGCUGCAGCUGGAGCCGUCGGGGCCGCCUGCGCUCGGUUUCAAGUACGACUACGCGGCGGGCGGCGGCGGUGGCGACGGUGGCGCGGGACCCCCGCACGACCCGCCCUCGUGCCAGUCGCUGGAAUCCGACUCCAGUUCGUCCCUGCUUAACGAGGGCAACAAGGGCGCCGGCGCGGGCGACCCCGGCAGCUUGGUAUCGCCUUUAAACCCCGGCGGCGGCCUCGCGGCCAGCGGCGCGCCCUGGUACCCGAUCCACAGCCGCUCACGGAAGAAGCGCAAACCCUAUUCGAAGUUGCAGCUGGCGGAGCUGGAGGGCGAGUUUCUGGUGAACGAGUUCAUCACAAGGCAGCGCCGGAGGGAACUCUCAGACCGCUUGAAUCUUAGUGACCAGCAGGUCAAGAUCUGGUUUCAGAACCGCAGAAUGAAAAAGAAAAGACUUCUGUUGAGGGAGCAAGCUCUCUCCUUCUUUUAGGGGGCAAGACACGGGCACCAGCCCCAGACUGAGCCUGUCUCUGGCAGAGAGCAAGAGGGGGCACUGCCUGGGACACAGUCCCCGCUUAGAACGCCAGGCGUCUCUGGCAGGUCCUCCUGGGACUUCCUCUUGUCUGUUUUGUUCGUGGUUCCCUCCCACACACCCCCAGCAGACCCUGCCACGUCCCAGAGAGAAGGGAAGAACCCAGCCAGGGAGAGAGGAAGCCCACA